GUUUAUUUAAAAAGUGUCAAAAUUACGCGCCAUCGGGAAGAAAACGCACAAUAAUCGUUAUUCCUGUAUUUACACGCUCAGCUCUGCACCGUACAAAUGCCUUCUGUGAACUUAAAAUCGAUCGAAUCGUUUAGCUCUGAAGAUCCGAACUAUCCUGCUUCGAAUCUUCUGAAGCCCGGUAACAAGAAAUGGAAAUGCCGAACAGCGGGCGAACAGCAAGCCUUCGUUGUGAUACGGCUCGAAGAACCGACCCAAAUCACCGGUAUCGAUAUUGGGAAUGAACACUCGGCAUUGAUCGAGGUGCUGGUCGCACGGAGCGGUCCUAGCAAUCCUUCGUUUAGUGAAAUUCUACUAGCGACAAAGUUUAUGAAUCCGGUAGAGAGUCGCAACUCGACCGGUACCAACGGGGUCCAGUGUUUCAACUCGUCCGUACUGAUUCCCUCGGUGGCCAGCGAAAAGUGGGAUUUAGUCAAAAUCAUCUGCACUCAACCGUUCAAUUUCCGUGUCAAAUAUGGUCUUACCUUUGUCGCACUGCACACAACCGGGGCAGAGAAGAAGGAGCGAAAAAGCUUAGUGCCGGAAAAGUUCCAGCAACAAAUCCGGGAAGAAGCAAACAAACCUAAACCACCGCCCUCGAUUGGGCUUGAUUUUGGAAGGUUUAAACUGCGUGAAGAAUCGCCCGAUUCGGAUGAUGCCGGCAGCUCGAAUGUAUUUGCACGCUGGAAGAAUAAAAAUACGACGAUCUCAACUGGCGCGCCGGGUUCAACCGUGAGUGCUUUGAUGCGCGAUACAAACACACCGAAGGCAGUGGAAAAGAAUCUUCCCCAACCUGGAAGUGUGCGAACCGUCGCCAAACAGCGGCCCAAACCUCAAGCGUUUCAGGACAGCGACGAGGAGAAGGUUAGCAAGCCAACCAAAACAAACCGAAAUGAUGAGUCCGUUUUAUACGACGCGGAAGAUGAUAAACCGGCCAAGAAGCUGAAUGAAAGUGUGAUUGGAUUACAGGUCCGGAAUGACACAGGAGUGGCAAGGCGGGAAUCUAAUACCCCUAAGUCAGAUACGAAAAAUGCCUCGAAGAUAGGCAGUACAUCAUCGUCCAAAUUUCAAGACUUCCUUAACCUAACCGGACCAGAACGGGAGUCGAAAUGGAAUUCACAUUCAACGGCGGAAGUUAAAAAAUCACAACACAAUAGCCCAUCGCAGCUGGACAGAAAGAAGACACCGACUAAAACCGAAGAUCAAGCUCGUCCACCGUUGUCCAUCGAAAAGCAACCGGUUCCUUCUUCCAAGCGGUUGUCGUCACCUACCCGAGGAAGCCCUGUGAGCAAGCAUGAUGCUGCUUCACCUACGACGAAAAAGCCAAAACUGACGAUCGUGGACGACGAUAGUGACGUGGAAGUAAAAAAAUCGGUUCAGUAUAAACCCUUUGGCAAGCUGCUAGAAAAUGUUGUGCUGGUUAUCAGUGGCAUUGUGAAUCCUGAUCGAGCAAACAUACGCAGUCAAGCGUUGGCGAUGGGAGCGAAGUAUAAGCCUGAUUGGGAUGGUUCCUGUACCCAUCUGAUUUGCGCAUACAAAAAUACACCAAAGUACAACCAAGUGCAUGGAAAGGGCAAAAUUGUAAAGAAAGAAUGGAUCGAACGAUGCUACACUAACCGGAAGCGACUUUCCUGGCGCAAGUUCGCACUCGACACAGCGGAAGCUGAUGUGUCCGAUUCGGAAGACGAGAUUGUAGAUAUAGCGAACAAACCAGCCGAUGCGGUGGUACCGCAGCCGCUACCAAGGGAAGAACGUCAAAGUCCUCCAAAGUUGGUGAAGCAAGCACAGAAAGAUGCAGUGAUGCUUCACGAAUUGAGCGACACGGAUGAUGACGAACCUCGCGAGACGACUGUACACCAGAUUUAUGAGAAAAGCACCGAAGAGGAAGGCGAUCGGCAGGAGGAAAACGCAUCGGGGGGUAGUUUGGAUUUUUUCAAAGGGAAAAAGUUUUUCCUUCACCAAGAAUUGGGAGCGAUCGAUAUUAUAAAGCUGGAGAAGUACAUUGAAUUGUAUAAGGGAUCUGUAUCGAACGAUAUGGCUGGCGUAGAUUAUGUGAUUGCUCGCAACAAAAAUAGCUUACCACCGUCCAACAGCCGAGCUGAGCUGGUGAAGCCACUUUGGAUAUACGAAUGCAACGACAUGGAGUGUCUGAUACCGGUGAAUCGAUAUCGAGUGGUUUAG
Anopheles maculipalpis is the source of this 2217-nucleotide messenger RNA. RefSeq names its product DNA repair protein XRCC1 (gene XRCC1). Lineage: Eukaryota; Metazoa; Arthropoda; Insecta; Diptera; Culicidae. Gene Ontology annotation, molecular function: damaged DNA binding. Gene Ontology annotation, cellular component: nucleus. The coding region runs from base 97 to 2217 and encodes 706 amino acids. Gene Ontology annotation, biological process: base-excision repair; single strand break repair; double-strand break repair via nonhomologous end joining. The record is from RefSeq and is a predicted model, not a curated record. The transcript is spliced from 5 exons.